ACCAUUUUCUAAAAUUGUUUUGUCUGUUCUGUUUUUCCUCAAAACAAAAACCAUUUAUCAAGCUGCAGAAACUGUAUCAAGAUCAUAUUUUUCAAGAAUCGUGAAGAAAUGGGUGGUUCAGGGAAGUGGAUUAAAUCUUUAAUCGGCUUAAAAAAGAAUCAAUCAAAUGAUUCUGAGAAGGGUAGUGGAAAGAAUAGAAAAUGGAAGCUGUGGAGGAGUGCAUCGGGUGGAAUUGCUAUGGCGUUUUCGAAAGGUGUAAAAGGGGGUGGGAAUUUAGGAGAUUCGGAUGAAUCUGAAUCUUCAUUCCUGUCUGACAGUGCUUUGGCUGCUGCUAUGGCUACUGUCAUCAGAGCUCCACACAAGGAUUUUGUGGUUGUGAAACAAGAAUGGGCUGCUCUUCGAAUUCAGGCUGCGUUUCGUGGUUUUCUGGCAAGGCGCGCGUUAAGGGCACUCAAAGCAGUGGUUAGGCUACAAGCUAUAUUUCGUGGGCGACAGGUGAGAAAGCAAGCUGAUGUAACCCUCAAGUGUAUGCAGACUCUUGUCAAGCUGCAGUCUCGAGUUAGAGCCCGAUGCCAUCAAACAUCCGUUGAUGCUACACAAGGGUCUCUUGUUGAUAGCCAAGCUGAUCCAAUUAAGCAAGCUGAGGGUGGAUGGUGUGAUAGCCCUGGCACAGUGGAUGAAGUGAGGUGUAAGUUGAAAAUGAGACAAGUUGGAGCAAUUAAGAGGGAGAGAGCCAUUGCAUAUGCCCAACAGAAACUGAGAACAAACUCCAGCCCGAAUUCAAGAACAAGGAAAGUUGAAACCCCGAAUAAGAUUAAGGCUAAUGGGGAUUCAGUUUGGUUAGAACGUUGGAUGGCGAAUAAGCCUUGGGAAAACAGACUGGUGGAAGAUUUCCAUACUGAUGCAUCAGGGAUGACUCCGAGUUCUAGGAAGUAUGAAGAUUAUGAUGCUGGAUCUUUCACUGACCGUAGUUCGGUGAACAUUAGGCGGAAUAACAUGUCUACCAGGAUAUCUACAAGAGGACCAAUGAGUUGUCAAAUUGCUAAUUCAUCUUCUGAGCCUUAUACUGAUUAUUAUCAAUAUGAUGAUAGUACAACUUCUCAUUCUUCCAUAUCGACUUCUGAAACUCUUGGAUCGAAUCAGACACCUCCAGAAGAGGGACAUAGCAAGAAACCAAACUACAUGAAUCUCACAAAGUCUAUUAAGGCGAAGGUUAAGCAGAGGAAUUCAAAUUACUUGUCUCACAGUAUGCAGAGGAAUUCAACUGAUAACUUACAAGUCCAUAGGAAGUCAAGUCCACUUUCGAGGACGAUAGCAAGGAGAAGUGCUGAUUGUGAUCUUUAUUCAGUUGAUCUGUGUAAGGAUCUCUACCCUCCCUCAAAUGCAUUUUGAUCAAUUAAUCUGGAAGACGAAAGGCGAUUGGUGUUAUGAAAGGGGAGUGUUAGUGAGUUUUAUUUGUCCAUUUAGCUCAACAACUUGUUGUCUUGAUAGUAAAAAUGAGUUUCUUUUGUUUACAUAAAUUUAGACUUAACCAAUACAUAAUGCAUUAGAUGAGAUUUUCUCUAGAAAGCUGAUUUACGAGUUGAUUGCUGUGAUGAUCACUCAACUAGUAGUAAUUAUCUCGGAAAGUCUUUGUAUCAU
Molecule: messenger RNA, 1641 nt
Organism: Solanum verrucosum
Lineage: Eukaryota; Viridiplantae; Streptophyta; Magnoliopsida; Solanales; Solanaceae
Product: protein IQ-DOMAIN 8-like
Exons: 5
Coding region: 109-1392 (427 amino acids)
Molecular function (GO): protein binding
Source: RefSeq, a predicted model, not a curated record